Molecule: messenger RNA, 831 nt
Organism: Ramularia collo-cygni
Lineage: Eukaryota; Fungi; Ascomycota; Dothideomycetes; Mycosphaerellales; Mycosphaerellaceae
Product: related to delta3-cis-delta2-trans-enoyl-CoA isomerase
Exons: 3
Coding region: 1-831 (276 amino acids)
Biological process (GO): fatty acid beta-oxidation
Cellular component (GO): peroxisomal matrix
Source: RefSeq, a predicted model, not a curated record
AUGGCGCAGACGUAUGACGAUAUCAUAGUCACUGUGCAAGAUGGAGUUGGAACCAUCAAGUUCAACCGACCAAAGCAGCUCAACUCAUUUGGUGGCACCAUGAUCGCAGACACCAUCAAUGCUCUUCGCGAUCUUGACAACCACCCGGACACCACCUUCACUGUUAUCACUGGUGAGGGCCGAUUCUUUGCAUCAGGAGCAGAUGUCACAAGCGUCGCAAACCAGCCGAAGAGUUUCAAGCACGACGGUGCGAAGAAGAUUUUCUGGGCGCAGAGAUUCGCAGAGGGAAUGGAACUCGUCAAGUCCAUCAUCGAUCACAAGAAAGUGGUUGUGCUCGCACUAAACGGCCCGGGCGUUGGCGCUGGAGCUGCAUGGUUCCAAGGCUCCAGCGAUCUCUUCUACGCCGCAGAGGGUGCCUGGCUACAAGUAACAUUCUCACAGCUCGGCCUGAUCCCCGAAAACGGAUCAGCGACCAACUGGUCACAGCACAUCGGCGUGCAUCGUGCGAACGAUUGGCUCAUGUUUGGAGGAAAGGCUUCCGUGGAGGAGCUGGAGAAGAUUGGCAUGGUCAACAAGAUCUUCCCGGUGAAGAACUUCCAUGCCGAUGUUCAGUCGUACCUUGCCGGUAUGCUGAAGGACAGAGACGGCAAGUCCAUGRUGGAGAUGAAGAGGUUGCAGAACAAGCAGACGCGGGACGCGAGAAUCUUGGCGCUGUUUGAGAGUUGGCAGGCGUUGAGUGAGCGGUUUGUGGAGGGUGAGCCACRGCGUAGAAUGGGUGCGAAGAUGGAGGAGUUAGCUGCGAAGCGGAAGGCUAGGGAGGCGAAGAUGUAG